This is a messenger RNA of Annulohypoxylon maeteangense, 1956 nucleotides long. Its product is annotated as RNI-like protein. The transcript has a single exon. Lineage: Eukaryota; Fungi; Ascomycota; Sordariomycetes; Xylariales; Hypoxylaceae. Gene Ontology annotation, biological process: SCF-dependent proteasomal ubiquitin-dependent protein catabolic process. Gene Ontology annotation, molecular function: protein binding. The coding region runs from base 1 to 1956 and encodes 651 amino acids. The record is from RefSeq and is a predicted model, not a curated record. Gene Ontology annotation, cellular component: SCF ubiquitin ligase complex.
AUGACGCCACUGGAAAUCCGCCCAAAGGAGAAGCGUCGACAGAGAUUACUUCAAGGCAUUCAGCGAAUGUCUUCUUCACCCUCUUUACAGCAGAUUGGUCGUGGUAGACCCUCUAGCUCUCCAUAUGGCAACAAAGGUAGUUUGUCAUGUGUGAGUCUCGCAGCGACUUCACCAUUCGGACAGUCUUCUGGCAGCGUCACGCCAGGGUAUUUCUCAAAUGGACAGUCUUCUACCCCCGGUAGUCCGACCGCCGAACUCCCUGCCUUUGAUGGGAUCGAAACUCGUAUAGCACGUAAAGUUGCUAAUGUGUCUACGACGCAUUCAAACCCGACUACAUCCUCCCUACCAGUCGAAUUUGCGACUUCAAGGUCGAGAUCCGGUACGGUCCGAAAACUACCCUUUGACUUCUGGGCAAAGAUGCCCGACGAAAUUCGAGUCCAUAUCUUGUCAUAUCUGCGACCGAAAGAACUCAUACGCAUCUCAUGCUUGAGCAAAGAUUUCCACAAAUUCUGCUUCGACGGCCAGUUGUGGACCCAUUUUGAUGCUACCGAAUUCUACAUGGAAAUACCCGCAGAGGCUCUGGCUAAGAUAAUACUUUCGGCUGGUCCUUUCGUGAAGGACUUGAAUAUCCGCGGGUGCCUCCAAAUUGAGCACUACAAGCGGGCCGAGGUCAUUGUCACGUCUUGCAAGAAUUUAAUCAAUGCAACACUAGAGGGAUGUCGGAAUUUUCAGCGAAACACUCUGCACAACCUUAUCCGAACUAACGAGAAGCUUGCCAACCUCAAUCUUACAAGUAUGUCAGCUGUGACAAACAGCACAUGCAAGAUAAUUUCGCAACAUUGUCCGCAGCUUGAGACUCUUAAUGUAUCAUGGUGUAAACAUAUGGACGCCCGAGGCGUCAAAAUGGUAGUUCUUGGAUGCCCAAGGCUACGCGAAAUAAGAGCAGGGGAAGUCAAGGGAUUCAACAAUAUAGGGGUAGCCGAAGCUAUCUUUACGACGAACAAUCUUGAGCGACUUGUACUGAGUGGAUGCACAGAUCUUGAUGAUGAAGCCUUCAAGACUAUGAUCCAUGGCAGUCAACCUGAAAUGGAUAUUCUCACAGAUCGACCAAUAGUUCCACCAAGAAAGCUCAAACACCUGGACCUUAGCCGAUGCUCACAAUUGACGAGCCCGGCGGUAGCUGUGUUGGGUCAUCUCGUUCCCGACCUACAAGGUUUACAGCUAAGUGGGUGUACUUCGUUAACAGACACUGCUCUCCAACCAAUUCUUGCUUCAACUCCCCGUCUCACUCACCUAGAACUGGAGGAACUCUCGGAGUUGACCAAUGAUUUUCUCUCUCAACAUUUGGCUAAGGCCCCAUGCGCACCGAAACUCGAGCAUCUUUCAGUGAGUUACUGCGAGAAUAUCAGUGACACCGGCAUGUUACCCAUCAUGAAGAACUGUGUCAGUCUCAGGAGUGUCGAUAUGGACAAUACGCGAAUUGGCGACUUAGUACUCACGGAGGCCGCCGCUAUGGUUAGGUCUCGGUCAGCCCGAACAUCGACGCGUAGCUCACGUCCCCACAUCGGACUGAAGCUAAUCGUGUACGAUUGUCAAAUGGUAACUUGGACCGGUAUUCGGGAGAUACUAUCUUGGAAUGCCGAAAUCCGGCAACCUCAUGAAAGUUCGGCAACAUACCCAACCGAGAUCAUCGGUCUCAAAUGCUUUUAUGGGUGGCAACAGACGGUACAGCAACACACACAACGGGUUCUGAAGGGCGACUUUGCCGCCGCCACGCGGUUGGAGAGGAAGUGGGCGGAUUAUAUGCAAGCUGUUGAAGAAGCAGGAGCAGCUGGUGCGGGAUCUAGACGACGGAGGCGGCGGGCUCGAGAAGCGCAGAUGCUACACGAAGACGAACAGGGAGGGGCUGGUCGCCGGCGAGCUCGGACCGUGGCGGCUGCAUGCGCCGUCAUGUAA